AUGAAUCCUCAACAUUUCUUUCUUAUUGAUUGUCGUUAUCCACACGAAUGUAAUGCUGGACAUAUUUACAGUGCUAUUAAUUUAUCAGAUUGGCCAAAACUUUAUAAAUAUUUUUUUGGUAUAAAUCAACAAUCUACUGAAACUACUGAAAUGGAUCUAAGUAACUCAUUAUAUUCAACGGAACAACUGAUUAAACCAUAA
Schistosoma curassoni is the source of this 201-nucleotide messenger RNA. Lineage: Eukaryota; Metazoa; Platyhelminthes; Trematoda; Strigeidida; Schistosomatidae. The record is from the annotation of a GenBank genome assembly.